Lolium perenne is the source of this 809-nucleotide messenger RNA. RefSeq names its product pollen allergen Lol p 2-A-like. Lineage: Eukaryota; Viridiplantae; Streptophyta; Magnoliopsida; Poales; Poaceae. The record is from RefSeq and is a predicted model, not a curated record. Gene Ontology annotation, cellular component: extracellular region.
GGCCAUGAGACAGAGCUUGUCCGUGCAUGCCUACACGGCUCUCCCUCGCCGUGGCCCAAGCUCUGUUCCCUUCCGACAGACCCGGCCGGUACAAGCGCCUGCGACAUGGCCGGAGCGCCGCCCAUCCGCGCAUAAAUACCCCCACACCAUCUAUCACCGAUUCACAACCAACAGCAGCAGCACACAUAUACACACAAGAACCAUCCAACAAAUUCAGAAUGGCUUCCUCAUCAAGCAGGAUGCUUGCGGCGGCAGCGCUGGCGGCGUUGUUCGUGGGCGCGAUGUGCGAGGCCCCUGUGACGUUCACGGUAGAGAAGGGCUCCGACGAGAAGAACCUGGCGCUGUCGAUCAAGUACAACAAGGAGGGCGACUCCAUGGCGGAGGUGGAGCUCAAGGAGCACGGCUCCAAUGAGUGGCUGGCCCUGAAGAAGAACGGCGACGGCGUGUGGGAGAUCAAGAGCGACAAGCCGCUCAAGGGACCAUUCAACUUCCGCUUCGUGUCCGAGAAGGGGAUGAGGAACGUGUUCGACGACGUGGUUCCGGCGGAAUUCAAGGUCGGCACCACCUACAAGCCUGAGGAGUAAAGAGAUCUGCCAUCGGUCGUCAUAAGAAGUUUUUGAUUUUCCUCAUAUCGUGAAUAAUUUGUCGAGGUUUUUGUCAGUGAGGUGGUGAUUGGGAGAAGCACAACUAUGGAUGUGCUUCCUAGUAUCUCCCAUGCACCCAUUACCUUGGCCAAUAUUUUUUUAUAUGAAUCGAAUUAUGUUAGUUUAUUUAUGAGAUAUUUAAAAGGGAUCCCAGAUAUUUUUGCC